AUGGAGGAGGAGGAUGUGUCCGACGAGUAUGUCUCCUACUGCCGGUUUCGCGUCGACGGAAUACCUGUACGCCAAGCACGGAGUGUAGGAAACACGCUGCGGCGAACCCUACUCCGGCAGGACCUCUUUCGAAGCGUUGCACCCGUCGCUUUCCGGUUGCGCCGCAGAUCCUUUGAGGUGGCGACGGGGAAGGUCAUUCUGGUGCGCGCUUUUUAUAAAUGGGUAGUCAUACCGUCCUACCUGUCAUACCAUAGCGUUUCAUUGAACAGCUCCAGCCUGAAGGAAUGGGAAAUUGCGCCAGCCUUUGAAGAAUAUCGCCAACGGCUUCGAUUUGACCAUUGGCUCAUGGUUCCACCGCUCUUUUCGCCAGUGAAGAAAGUGAACUAUUUGAUCACUGGAGAGGAAGAUCAGGAGGUGCUUCAGCUCGAAGUCUGGACGACAAAGUCUGCGAACGCUUCGUCGCUGCUGCGCUUGGCUUCUGCCUCGUUGCUGGCCGGCCUUGAAGCCCGGAAGGGCCAAAUCAGUGUGCCAGAACCGAGCGAGUUGCCAGGCAUGAGGCAUGCAAACCCUCCCAGUGGACCGCUGCAGGGUGAUGAUGCGCUGGCAGAGUUGCUCAACAGUGUGCAAAACGAUCCAUCCCUGAUCUCUGCAGGGGCUGCGGAGAGGGAUGAAGACCUGAGCACUUUGACCCAAGGCUUGUUUGAUGAGUGA
Durusdinium trenchii is the source of this 711-nucleotide messenger RNA. Lineage: Eukaryota; Dinophyceae; Suessiales; Symbiodiniaceae. The record is from the annotation of a GenBank genome assembly.